Molecule: messenger RNA, 446 nt
Organism: Temnothorax curvispinosus
Lineage: Eukaryota; Metazoa; Arthropoda; Insecta; Hymenoptera; Formicidae
Exons: 3
Coding region: 1-363 (120 amino acids)
Source: RefSeq, a predicted model, not a curated record
AUGUUAAAAGAAGAAGGCGCUAGUGUUCCCGAAGAUUCUUUCCCGAACAUUCAUUUCCAGUCAAAUACAUACGAAUCUUUAUCUCAACGGGACGCUUCCGUUCGCGCGGUCUCACGCCUGUCCGCGUGUCCGCCUGUCCGCGCCUCGCCAUUCGCCCCUCGUCGCCGUCGUAAGGAGGAGGAUCGAGCUAAUCGAUCAACGCCGGUUGCGCUAGGAUUACGUAGAGAUACUUUAGACGGCAGUGAAGAUCGCGUUCGGGAUUUACCGCUAAGAAGUGGUCAUCAGGGAAGUUCUACUAAUUCCAGCGUAGAGAUCGUAGAAACGAACGUCGUCGUACUUCCAAUGACGAAGACGCUAUUUUAGACAGCCAAGACGUUUCAAGUAUUGAUAGAGAUAAUAAUAAUAAUAAUACUUAUUGGUUGUGCGCGUGUGUGAGUGCAUGUGUG